GGUAGCCAAUAGUAGGGUCGCGUCGUUCCUUUCCCCGCCAAUCGGGGAGCGGUUUAUUGCCGGUUGGGCGAAGCGCUCGGUGUGUGCGUCCGCCCGCUGUGGAGCUGGGUCCCUGGCGCGGGGCAGGCGAGUCUUCUUCUACUCCUCCUCCUCCUCCUUCCUCUCCUCCUCCCCCCCGCCCCUUCUCCCCGCGCUUUGUUGGUGCCUCUCCCGGGAGGGCGGCGGCGGUGGCGGCCGGCGGCGAUGCCCGAGUUCCUGGCCGAUCCGUCGGUGCUGACCAAGGAGAAGCUGAAGAGCGAGCUGAUCGCGAACAAUGUGAGCCUGCCGGGCGGCGAGCAGCGCAAGGACGUGUACGUGCAGCUCUACCUGCAGCACCUCACCGCCCGCAACCCGCCCGCCGCCGUCGCCGCGCAGCCCGACUUCUCCAGCGACGAGGAGCGGGAGCCCACGCCUCUGGGCGCCAGGAACCGCGGCGCUGCCUCCGGGCGGAAAGCCACAAAGAAAACUGACAAACCCAGACCAGAGGAGAAGGAUGACCUAGAUGUAACAGAGAUGAGUAAUGAAGAUCUCCAAGAGCAGCUUCUGAAGUAUGGAGUAAAUCCUGGCCCAAUUGUAGCUACUACUAGGAAACUUUAUGAGAAAAAACUGUUGAAACUGAUGGAGCAAGGUCCAGAACUGAAGGCACCGGUGCCUCUCCCAGUGAUUUCUUCAACUGCUGAGAACACCAGACAGAAUGGCAAUAAUGAUUCUGACCAGUACAGUGACAAUGAAGAAGAUCCGAAGACUGAGCUGAGGCUUGAGAAGAGAGAACCAUUGAAAGCCAGGAUGAAGACUCCAGUAGCACUCAAACAAAGAAGAGUUGUUGAACACAACCAGACCUAUUCUCAAGAUGGAGUUACUGAGACUGUCUGGACAAGUGGAUCUUCAAAAAGUGGACCUCUGCAGGCAUUUUCUAGGGAGUCUACAAGAGUGUCAAGAAGAACACCAAGGAGAAGGGUGGAAGCUACAGCACAGUUGCCUGUAGAUGGUGGUGUAAUAACAGAGAGUACUCCCAUAGCUGAAACUAUAUUGACUGCAAGCAACGAGACCCUAGUUGUCAAUAGGGUGCCUGGAAAUUUCAAGCAUGCAGCUCCUACACUGUCAAUCAGUGAACUCUCAGACAUGCCCAGAAGAACACCAAAGAAACCAUUGAUGACAGCUGAAGUGCUGGAAAGAACUCACACAGAAGAACGAAGAGUAGAAAGGGAUAUUCUUAAGGAAAUGUUCCCUCAUGAAGUGUCAACGCCUACAGGAAUUAGUGCUAGCUGCCGUAGGCCAAUCAAAGGAGCUGCUAGCCGGCCUAUAGAGCACAGUGACUUCAGAAUGGAGGAAAGUUUCGCCAAGUAUGCUGCAAAAUAUGAUACCUCAACUAACAUCAAGUCAGAGAAACCACCAACGAAAAAAGAACGCUCCAUUCCCCUGUGGAUAAAAAUUCUUUUCUUUGUUGUUGUUUUGGUCUUCUUGUUUUUGGUUUAUCAGUCUAUGGAAACUAAUCAAGGAAAUCCUUUCGCUAAAUAUCUGAAUAUUCCCUCUCCGGGUAGUGCCAAAUGAGUAUCUUUUUGAAAGGCACACCUGAUUUGAUCUCCUGUUUUUAAUUGUAGAGAACUCUUCUGCCCUCUCAUCGGCUCAAGGACUUCUUACAAAUAAUGUGAUUGGAACCUGAUAAAUUGGAUAAUGAAGCAAGAUUAAAUGGACAUUGGUAACUUUCUGGACUUUGGACUAGUAGGAGAUCACUUUGCCAUAGGAGUAACAUUUUUUUAGAUCUUUGAACUUUUUGUAGGCUUUAUUUUUUUAAUGUGGACAUCCUUUAAAUUGAUUUUUUGAGAAACUGUAUAUUUGUUUUUGCAAGAACUUGGAAGUUGAGAAGGGCAAAAAUGUAGUAAAAUGUGAAGCUGUGUUUUUAAAGCUUUUUCUUUGUACAGAAAAGAAGUUGUACUUUUGUCUCUAGAUUGUGGAGGAGGAUUUUAACACUGGUGAUAAAGGGAAAUGCAUUUUUACAUGCAUUUUUUCAGUAAAUGUAAUUGAAUUUGAUCUCUUAGGAUAUAGGGGGAGUACAACAACCUUUUCUGUAGAUUACUGUAACUUUUUAGUAAAUGUAACUGUAAACCUGUUUGCAUUUCUGUAAGUCUUAGUAUCAUAUUAGUAACAGUUUAAGCGUAACAUCAUUUAAAUGUAUCUCUUCAUUUUAGUGCUUACAGUGUUGUAGGAGCUGAAUACAAAUCUAAUUGGCAAGAGAUGUCUUAGAGGAACUUAUUUAUUAGUCAUAUGCGUGGAAAAUAAAAAUUGCAUCAGUAUAAUUUGCUACUAAAAUAUGUUUUUUGGGUCAAGGUUGUUAUCUGAAGUAGUCUAAAUUCUGACUUUAGCAGUGGUCUUUUUUCUUUUUUAAAAAAGCGAGGUCUUUCCAACACAGCUUUAUGUGAUUAUCUUUGAGUACUCAUUUAGAGGACUAUUCUCAAAGUGUGAAAAUUCCAUAUGAAGUUUUAUUCUUGUAUGAAGAGGGCAUUGCUGCAUUUUCUGCUACAGUUUCAUCUUCUAAGGUGAGAUUUACUACUUUCAUGCAGUUGAAUAUUUUUCUCAGUGAAAGCAUGCUGAAACACUCUAUAUUGUGAACUUAGUUGAGCAGGCAGCUGACUUCACUACUACCAAUGAAGAGUGAUAAGCAACAAUUUUUAAAGUGAAUGUAUACAUUUUGGUGUGCUUUAAUCUGCAGCAUACAGAUGUUCAGUCUCAUUGCUUGGUACAAAAUCGCAAUAAAUCAUACUACUUAUUCUUAAAGUGCUACUUAUAAAAAGCUCAGAACAUUAGUUAAUAGUAAAUAUCUUUUUACUCUAGGUACAAUUAUUGUGUAGAUUAUAGUUAUGGGGAAGCUUUACUUUCUGUGAACUUUGGGACAAACAUGGUAAUUUGUAGCAAAGCAAUAGGGGGGGUUCUGUUAAGACUAAUUUUUUUUUCCUUUUAAUCUGCUUUUUUGAGUAAUCCAAAUAGCUAAACUUGUGUCCAUCCUAUAGAGAAUUGUAACAUAAGACAUUCACUUGAUGUCAAAAUGCAAAAAAAUAAAAAUAAUUUUAAUGUGUGUGAAUUUUCCGUAUCAAAAUAAAUGCAUUGCUGAAAAGCAGCAGAAGCAAGACAA
This is a messenger RNA of Calidris pugnax (ruff), 3169 nucleotides long. It is a transcript of the gene TMPO, whose product is annotated as thymopoietin. NCBI's taxonomy places the organism in Eukaryota, Metazoa, Chordata, Aves, Charadriiformes, Scolopacidae. Gene Ontology annotation, molecular function: DNA binding. The record is from RefSeq and is a predicted model, not a curated record. The transcript has 9 exons. The coding region runs from base 244 to 1590 and encodes 448 amino acids.